This is a messenger RNA of Anas platyrhynchos (mallard), 1859 nucleotides long. The record is from RefSeq and is a predicted model, not a curated record. Lineage: Eukaryota; Metazoa; Chordata; Aves; Anseriformes; Anatidae.
CACGCCCCCUUGGCCCCGCCCCGCGGGUCCCUUCCGCGCUCCCUCCGCCGCGCUCCCGCCGCCGCCGCCGCCGCGCCCCCGCCAUGGCCUCCGGGGCGGCCCCCGGGCAGGGCGGCCCCGCGCCCCCCCUCACCGUGCAGCGCGGCAUCGUUAAGAUGGUGCUUUCGGGUUGUGCCAUCAUCGUCCGUGGGCAGCCCCGUGGCGGGCCCCCUCCCGAGAGGCAGAUCAACCUCAGCAACAUCCGUGCCGGCAGCCUCGCGCGCCGCGCCGCCGCCGGGCAGCCGGACGCCAAGGACACCCCGGAUGAGCCCUGGGGGUUCCCAGCCCGUGAAUUCCUGCGGAAGAAGUUAAUUGGGAAGGAGGUGUGCUUCACCGUGGAGUACAAGACCCCGCAGGGCCGCGAGUACGGCAUGGUGUACCUGGGCAAAGACACGAGCGGCGAGAACAUCGCCGAGUCCCUGGUGGCAGAAGGACUGGCCUCCCGCCGGGAAGGGAUCCGAGCCAACAACCCUGAGCAGAGCAGGCUGGCGGAGCUGGAGGAGCAGGCUAAGAGUGCCAAAAAGGGGAUGUGGAGCGAGGGCACGGGCUCCCACACCAUCCGGGACCUCAAGUACACCAUCGAGAACCCCCGGCACUUCGUGGACUCCAUGCACCAGAAGCCGGUCAAUGCCAUCAUAGAGCACGUCCGGGAUGGCAGCGUGGUGAGAGCCCUCCUGCUCCCGGACUACUACCUGGUCACCGUCAUGCUCUCGGGGAUCAAGUGCCCCACGUUCAAGCGGGAGGCGGACGCCCCGGAGGUCCCCGAGCCGUUUGCGGCCGAGGCGAAGUUUUUCACGGAGUCGCGGCUGCUGCAGAGGGACGUGCAGAUCGUGCUGGAGAGCUGCCACAACCAGAACAUCCUGGGCACCAUCCUGCACCCGAACGGCAACAUCACCGAGCUGCUGCUGAAGGAGGGCUUCGCCCGCUGCGUGGACUGGUCCAUCGCCGUCUACACCCGCGGGGCCGACAAGCUGCGCGCGGCCGAAAGGUUCGCCAAGGAGCGCAAGCUGAGGAUUUGGAGGGACUACGUGGCCCCCACGGCCAACCUGGACCAGAAGGACAAGCAGUUUGUGGCCAAGGUGAUGCAGGUGCUGAACGCCGACGCCAUCGUGGUGAAGCUGAACUCUGGGGACCACAAAACCAUUCAUCUGUCCAGCAUCCGACCCCCCCGGCUGGAGGGUGACAGCACUCAGGACAAGAACAGGAAGCUGAGGCCCCUCUACGACAUCCCCUACAUGUUCGAGGCCCGGGAGUUCCUGCGCAAGAAGCUCAUCGGGAAGAAGGUGAACGUGACGGUGGACUACAUCCGACCCGCCAGCAGCGCCACCGAGACCGUGCCAGCCUUCUCGGAGCGCACGUGUGCCACCGUCUCCAUCGGGGGAAUCAACAUCGCCGAAGCGCUGGUGAGCAAGGGCCUGGCCACCGUCAUCCGCUACCGGCAAGACGACGACCAAAGAUCCUCGCACUACGACGAGCUCUUGGCCGCAGAGGCUCGGGCCAUCAAGAACGGCAAGGGGCUGCACAGCAAGAAGGAGGUGCCCAUUCACCGAGUGGCCGACAUCUCCGGGGACACCCAGAAGGCGAAGCAGUUCCUGCCCUUCCUGCAGCGCGCCGGCCGCUCCGAGGCCGUGGUGGAGUACGUCUUCAGCGGGUCCCGCCUGAAGCUCUUCAUGCCCAAGGAGACCUGCCUCAUCACCUUCCUGCUGGCAGGUAUCGAGUGUCCCCGUGGAGCCAGGAACCUGCCGGGGCUGGUGCAGGAGGGGGAACCCUUCAGCGAGGAGGCCACGCACUUCACCAAGGAGCUGGUGCUGCAGCGGGAG